GCUGCGGGGCGGCGCGGCGGCGGCAGGGCACCUGCGGCGGCGGUGGGCGCGGGAGGCGGCGCCGCGCGGCUGGGGCGUCCGCAGCGCUGAGAGGGCAGGCUCGGCCCCGCCGCCGCACAGGCCUCCCGCCGCCGCUCGGCCUCCCCGCGGCGCCUCGCAGCGCCGGUUCCGCACCCACAGAGGCGCCCGGCGUCAGCGGACCUCCAUGUACGACAAUUUGUACCUGCAUGGAUUUGAAGACUCGGAGGCGGGCUCAGCAGAUUCAUACACAAGCAGACCCUCAGACUCUGAUGUCUCUUUGGAAGAAGAUAGGGAAGCAAUCCGCCAAGAAAGAGAACAACAAGCAGCUAUACAACUUGAAAGGGCAAAGUCCAAACCAGUAGCAUUUGCUGUUAAGACUAAUGUGAGUUACUGUGGAGCUCUGGAUGAAGAUGUUCCUGUCCCAAGCACUGCCAUCUCUUUUGAUGCCAAGGACUUCCUACACAUUAAAGAGAAAUAUAAUAAUGACUGGUGGAUAGGAAGGCUGGUUAAGGAGGGCUGCGAGAUUGGCUUUAUUCCAAGCCCACUUAGACUGGAGAACAUCCGCAUUCAACAGGAGCAGAAGCGAGGACGUUUCCAUGGAGGGAAAUCAAGUGGAAAUUCUUCUUCAAGUCUUGGAGAAAUGGUUUCUGGCACAUUUCGAGCCACACCUACUUCCACGGCAAAACAGAAACAAAAAGUGACAGAACACAUUCCCCCGUAUGAUGUAGUGCCAUCAAUGAGACCUGUUGUCUUGGUGGGUCCAUCACUGAAAGGCUAUGAGGUGACAGACAUGAUGCAGAAAGCUCUCUUUGACUUCCUGAAGCACAGGUUUGAUGGGAGGAUAUCAAUAACUAGAGUGACAGCUGACAUUUCUCUUGCUAAGAGGUCUGUUCUAAAUAAUCCCAGCAAGAGGGCAAUAAUUGAGCGGUCAAAUACAAGAUCCAGUUUAGCUGAAGUACAGAGUGAAAUUGAAAGAAUCUUUGAGCUGGCAAGGUCCUUACAACUGGUUGUCCUAGAUGCAGACACUAUCAAUCACCCUGCACAACUUAUCAAGACAUCUUUAGCACCAAUUAUUGUCCAUGUUAAAGUGUCGUCUCCAAAGGUUUUGCAGCGACUGAUUAAAUCUAGAGGAAAGUCACAAAGUAAACACUUGAAUGUUCAGUUGGUGGCAGCUGAUAAACUUGCACAAUGUCCACCAGAAAUGUUUGAUGUAAUUUUGGAUGAAAAUCAGCUUGAAGAUGCUUGCGAACACUUGGCAGAAUAUCUUGAGGCAUACUGGCGUGCUACUCACACCACCAGUAGCACACCCAUGACUCCUCUCCUUGGGCGAAAUUUAGGAUCCACUGCACUUUCACCAUAUCCUGCUGCAAUCUCUGGAUUACAGAGCCAGCGUAUGAGGCACAGCAGCCAUUCUGCAGAGAACUCUCCAAUUGAGCGACGAAGUCUAAUGACCUCAGAUGAAAAUUACCACAAUGAAAGGGCUCGGAAGAGCAGGAACCGCUUGUCUUCCAGUUCCCAACACAGCCGAGAUCACUAUCCUCUAGUGGAAGAAGAAUACUCUGACUCAUACCAGGACACUUACAAACCCCAUAGGAACCGAGGAUCCCCUGGAGGAUAUAGCCAUGAUUCACGACAUAGGCUUUGAGUUCAAGAACCUGGGGAAAAAUAGUAUUCAUCAGUUGAUAACUUGCCAUAACGUAGCUAGGAAAAAAAAAAAAUCAUCUUAAUUUGGCAGAUGUAACACGGUUAUACUGAAGUUGCACUCUGCUCUCAUUUGAUGUUAAGUAGGGGGCAAAAAAAAGUUACCAUGCCCUUACAUUUAUGCCCAAUCAUAUAGAUUGUUUUUUGGAUAUAUAUUUUUUUUUUAGUACAGCAUUUGCCAUUUAUAGCCAUACUUUUUCUUGUCGUUAGAUAUUAGACACAUCCAUUUGUAAUUUAGGGUACUUAUCAAGGCACUUAUAAAAUAAUUUCCGGUGCUGGAAAUUCCAAAUGACCAGUUCCAGUUGGAACCAAUUUAUAAACCAAUUCCUGUUGGAAUUCGGGUGAAUUGACUGGAAAGUCGACUUGAGCAUGUUGCAAUCAGUUGAAAAAAAAAAAAAAAAGAAAAACAACAAAUGAAAAAUCUGAAAAUUACAAUCCACUAGAAGCCAGAAAGUCAGCUACAGUAUUUGUUUGCUGGAAGCUCAAUUUACAUUUCAAGUUAGAAUAAAAGGAUUUAUUCUAACUACUUAUUUCCAGAAUGGCUUUUUCAGACAAACCAAAUGUAAACUAUUGAGAGUGCCAAAUAUCACAAAUUAUUGCAGCAGUUACAGAAUCCUUUCCAGUUUGAAAUUAUUUUUAGACUUGGCAUGAAUGUUGCAGCAAAAUGAUUUCUUUCGUUUAGCCAGUACUGACAUUUUUGUUGCGGUCAGCAAUGAUGAACUAUGGCAGGAUAAGGGGAAACAGAAACAGGGAAAUUAACAAACUUAAGGAUAGUUUGUGUGGUUAGAGGUUGAGAAUUGUCGUCUUUUUUAAAAUUUUUAUUUCUUGUUUACCUAAAUACAGCUAGUAGUCCCAAAAUGGAACAUGAGUGUAUAGAUACGUUGUAUUUUUUCUCCCAUUUUUAGUAUUCUGCAUUUUUAAUGGAAAACAAUACACUCUUCUUACCCAGUGUGUAGAGCACCUACAUUCCAGUACAUCUGAGUACCUACCUGUAUGUUACAUCCUUCAAAAUCCAUCUUUGAAUGUCUGAAAAUUCCAGCAUCGCACAAGAACUCUCCAGAAGAUCAGUUUAAAUUUCACUGAUCUGAGGGAAGGGAGUGGAGUUAAAUAUUCAUAAAUGAUGAACAUUUAAAAUAACGUAUUGGUCAGAAUUAGCUUGCAAUAAAACUGGAGUAUCGGAAAAAAAUUGCUCACAGUAGAGUUGUAGAGCUGAUGUUGUUGAUUCAAAGAACUAUGAUAAAUAUUGGAAGAUACUGCUGCCUUACUUCCUAACAAUCACUUCAGUUUCUUUGAAUAGAUAAAUUUAUGUGAUCAGACCUUAUGUCUUACAUGAUUGGUGAAGCCUUAGAUCCAGUAUGAUUGAAAAAAUUUACCAUAAUUGACCAUUUUGUACAACCCACUGAUAUCUUGAAGCAGACUCCUGAAAUUCCCCACUGCGUGCAUUUUCUAAAACUGACAGAACUACGCUGAACGUGCAUUUUUUUUUUAAUGCAGGUUCAUGUCAAAACCAUGUUUUUCAAAAAUGAGGAUCAUUAACUUUUAUAUUUGCUUAUUUUCUUCCCAAAGCCUGCUAAACAUAGGCUUUAAAAGCAUGUAGCACUAAAUGAAUUUCCUGAAUAUUACAGUUUCUUCUACUUUCUGGACCAGUUAGCAAAGAUCACUGGUAUUUUCCACUACCAUUGAGUCUGGUUAUCUUCUUGACAUUAACAAUGAGAAAAGUAAUUCAUCUCAUACCUGGUACAGCCAAAAAUUUUGUACAUCUCUAGCAGCAUUAAAAGAUUGCAGAUGCAUGAUUAAUUUUUGAAACAACUUCACUGGCUAAAAGGCAGCCUUCAGCACCACUAGAUGAUUGGAAUGGGCCAUUUACCAAGAAAAAAAGAAGAUAUCUGCAUCCAUUGGAGUAACAGAGUUAAGAAUGGGUAUGACAGACCUGAUCCUGUCAGAUUUUCUCAGGCUGAAUGUCUGCAGAUUCCAAAAGAGCGUUUAGGCUGAGAAAGCGCGGCAAGAUCUGGUCUGGGAAUGGUGGCUUCAGCUGCCUUCUCUUAAUAUUUUCUGCUAUAGCACAGUGGAGCAUUCUCCAGUAAUUUUUACAAAUCUUUGUUACAUGUACAGCACACAUACCUGCAUGAGAAAGAAGGCAUUAGGCAAAACAUUUUUUUCUAUAAGCUUUAAUAAGUUUCUUGUUUGUGUGCAUUAAAGUAUUAAUUGCAAAGGAUGCACUGAGAUGUAUAAACCUAGAUUAGACAGCUGUUUAUCUUUAUUCUGUAGUAGCGUUAGGGAUCAGAUCAUUUAACUGCUUGAAGAUAUUUGCAUUUUAAUGGCAGAUAGCUGCGAAGCACCUACAUAUAUUUUCUAGUAAACAAAGUUACUGCUUUAUCAUUUCCUAGACAAAAAUGUCAUUUAUUUCGAGAGCCUUUUGGAGCCUUGUUUUUAAGUCUUCCAUGUCACGCUAGUAAAGGGAAAGAUCUACACAACGCGUAUGCACAAAUUCCAUCACCUGCAACAUCUGAAGUGCCAAAACUUUGUUUGUUCUAAUAAAAACAAGCUUGUGAGGGAAGUCAUGUAUUGUCUUGAAAGAACACAUCAAGGUCCUUUAUUAUGUGGGUUUACGUUUACUUUACUACUGUAUGUAAUCAGUUUACCCUCUCCUCUCCCACGGCCUAUUCCAUUUUAAUAUAAGAAACCAGUUAGAAGUGAUCCAGCAGGUCUCCUUGCUUGCUGUUUUUUUUAUUCUUUGAAGAUAGAUAUAUCUUUAAGUACAAAUAUACUAAACAUGCUAAUAGAUCAUUAAUUUAUUCUAGAUACAAGCUAUGGGAACGCUUUAUUUUACAAAGUAAAUUAUUUUUAGGAAACACGGUAAUCCGUAAAAGCUGCAAUGUUGAUCAGGACAUGUUAACUCAUAGUAUUUGUAUUAGAACUUCAGCAAUGCUAGCCAGCUGUAUUGUGAUUUAUUAUGCAAUGGCGCUAUAUAAAAUUGUGAAGUUCAUGUAUUCCUGAAUGAAUACGAGUAAGACUAAUUUUCCAGUCCUUGUACCAUUUCUUCUGGUUAUUAAAAUAUUAUUAAAGAUCA
Falco peregrinus (peregrine falcon) is the source of this 4792-nucleotide messenger RNA. RefSeq names its product calcium voltage-gated channel auxiliary subunit beta 4 (gene CACNB4). Gene Ontology annotation, biological process: calcium ion transmembrane transport; neuromuscular junction development; chemical synaptic transmission. The coding region runs from base 206 to 1666 and encodes 486 amino acids. Gene Ontology annotation, molecular function: high voltage-gated calcium channel activity; protein binding. The transcript has 13 exons. Gene Ontology annotation, cellular component: voltage-gated calcium channel complex. Lineage: Eukaryota; Metazoa; Chordata; Aves; Falconiformes; Falconidae. The record is from RefSeq and is a predicted model, not a curated record.